This is a messenger RNA of Penicillium cataractarum, 1047 nucleotides long. RefSeq lists its product as uncharacterized. The transcript has a single exon. The record is from RefSeq and is a predicted model, not a curated record. Bases 1 to 1047 code for a protein of 348 amino acids. NCBI's taxonomy places the organism in Eukaryota, Fungi, Ascomycota, Eurotiomycetes, Eurotiales, Aspergillaceae.
AUGCGGAAGCCAGUGCUUGCCGAAACCGUUUACGCGACGCUCUUCCCGCGGCAACGCUCUACUGACCCGGGUUCCUUCCCUGCCCACAUUACUCGCAACCUUGUACCGGAAGUGCGAAUCGAGACGAAUGCUUUCUAUGGACCCCUCGACUGCAUUGAAGCCCAGUAUCCCGGAUUGGACUAUGCCCAUCCACCCCACCGUCUCAGACUAGGUCGCUUCCCAUGGCACCGCCGCCUGUUCCGCGCAUUCGACGAACUCAAGCUCACUGCAGAGGAAAUCUCGGAGUUGUGCUGCUGGGAGGGUACUAAGUCUGCGCGCCAGCGCUAUGAGUUGGAGGAAGGCAUCAUAGUACGGGACACGACUGGCGAGAGUACUCGCAGUGAGACGCCUCCACCUCUGCCCGCGGUGACAAUCCACCCAGACUUCUACACCUUGACGGAGGAGCAGGAAGAGGAAGACUACUAUGACACACUGGAGACGCGGAGUGACGACACUGUGCGCGCGAGCCAUUCACGUAGCUCCAGUGCCCUUGCCGACUUUCCCACCCCGUUGGAUGACGACGAGGACAGCGACGAGGAAGUGGAGAGCUGUGGCCUGGCCCUCAACGAUCGUCUGUUGGCAGCAACGGCUGCACGAGCGCAAGGUGCCAACGUGCCUGUCGACGAGGACUACGAACAGUGGCUGAAAGACGCCAACGAGCGCGGCGGCUACGGCUGGAUGGUGGCGGCUAUUCGCGCUAACCAGCCAUUGAACGAUCCCGAGGCAGGAGCGACCUCAUCACCCUCUAGCCCUCACAUUGAUGACUUCGGACGAGUCCAGGCAAGGCAGGUAGGGGAAGCUAUUCGGUCCGCUAGUCUUGCAGCAGCGAUGCAUGCGGCUGAAGCCCGAUACCCGCAAUAUCCAGAGCCGCCAGAGGUCCCGGACUAUUACACGACUCCAUCUCGGCAAUAUCUGAACUGGCGCGAGCUCCUUGCAGAGGAUGAGAUGGAUCAUGCUUUUGCCACGCAGCCUCAGACAACGACACGCACUCCCAACACAGCACGCUAA